Messenger RNA from Gavia stellata (red-throated loon), 3770 nucleotides. RefSeq names its product UDP-N-acetylglucosamine pyrophosphorylase 1 like 1 (gene UAP1L1). Gene Ontology annotation, molecular function: UDP-N-acetylglucosamine diphosphorylase activity. The transcript is spliced from 9 exons. Lineage: Eukaryota; Metazoa; Chordata; Aves; Gaviiformes; Gaviidae. Gene Ontology annotation, biological process: UDP-N-acetylglucosamine biosynthetic process. The coding region runs from base 1 to 1506 and encodes 501 amino acids. The record is from RefSeq and is a predicted model, not a curated record.
AUGGGGCCGCCCGAGGAGGUGCGGGCGCGGCUGGCGCGGUGCGGGCAGAGCCACCUGCUGCGCUUCUGGGCCGAGCUGGGCCCGGCGCAGCGCGGGGCGCUGCUGGCAGCGCUGCCGCCGGCUCUGGGCGAGCACUGCCGGCUGGCGGCGGCGGCCGGGGCCCGCCAGCGGGGGCCGCCGGAGCGCCUGGACGGCCGGAUGGAGCCGCUCCCCGCCCGGCUGCUGGGCAGCGCCCGCCGCAGCGGCCCCGCCGCGCUGGAGCGCUGGGAGGCGGAAGGCUUGCAUCAAAUCUCGCAGAACAAGGUCGCAGUGCUGCUCCUGGCUGGAGGACAAGGAACUCGCCUGGGAGUGAGCUAUCCCAAGGGCAUGUACAACGUGGGGUUGCCCAGUGGCAAGACCUUGUAUCAGAUCCAAGCAGAAAGAAUCCGCAAAGUGGAGCAGCUCGCUGGCGAGAGACACCACUGCAAGUGUGCCAUUCCCUGGUACAUCAUGACAAGUGAGUUCACACUGGGGCCGACGGAGGAGUUCUUUGUAGAACACAACUACUUCAACCUGGAUAGAUCCAAUGUGGUCAUGUUUGAACAGAGGAUGCUGCCUGCUGUCACCUUUGAUGGGAAGGCCAUCUUGGAGGAGAAGGGGAAAAUCGCUAUGGCUCCAGAUGGCAAUGGUGGCUUAUACUGUGCUUUAGUGGAUAAUAAGAUCUUGGAUGACAUGAAGCGGCGUGGAAUCCAGUAUGUCCACGUCUAUUGUGUGGACAAUAUCCUCGUGAAAAUGGCAGAUCCAGUCUUCAUAGGCUUCUGUGUUUCCAAAGGGGCAGAUUGCGGUGCAAAGGUGGUGGAGAAGGCCUACCCCACGGAGCCCGUUGGGGUGGUGUGCUGUGUGGAUGGGGUCUACCAGGUGGUGGAGUACAGUGAGAUCAGCCUGGAGACUGCGCAGCGGCAGGGCCCCGAUGGGGGACUGAUGUACAGCACUGGCAAUAUCUGCAACCAUUUCUUCACAGUUGAGUUCCUGGAGACGGUGGCCCAGAAAUAUGAGCCACAGCUGAGGCAUCACGUAGCCAUAAAGAAGGUGCCCUACAUUGACGAGGAGGGAAAUCUGGUAAAACCGCUAAAACCGAACGGGAUAAAGCUGGAGAAGUUUGUGUUUGAUGUGUUCCAGUUCUCUAAGAAUUUUGUGGCAUUUGAAGUUUUGAGAGAAGAGGAGUUCUCGCCACUAAAAAAUGCAGACACAGCUGACAAAGACACUCCUACCACUGCGCGGCAAGCCCUCCUGGCCCAGCAUUACCGCUGGGCUCUCAAGGCUGGGGCCAGCUUUCUGGAUGAAAAUGGUUGCAGGAUACCAGAGAAACUCAGUCUCUCAGGAACUGAAGAUCCUCCGGCUGUGUGUGAGAUUUCUCCAUUAGUGUCUUACUUUGGAGAGGGUCUGGAGGCGUACAUGAAGAACAAAGACUUCCCUUCUCCCUUUGUACUCGAUGAAAACAAAGUGAAAAUGCUAGGAAAUUCUUGAAGAGGAGGGAGGUCUUUCCCCCUCGAAUCAGAUAUCUGUCUGUCAGAUCCAUUAGAAGAACUGACAUUACUCAAAUGUCAGUAUGAAGUGCAUUACAAAAAAGAUUGCUUUGCAGUAUUGGAUCGAUGCCAGAUCCUUGCAGCAGUUGUGUUUUAUACACGCGUACAUGCUCCCCAGUUCUGUUUGGUAACUUUGAAGGCUAUGCCUUUUAUCUCGGCCUGUUUUAUAGACUUGGAUGUGAACGAAGAUUAAUAUCCUCUGGGUACCAAACAGAUUUUAUAUUUCUUAUUUGCUGUGCAUACAAACAUGUAAAAGAGCUAGGCAGGGCCUAAUAAAUCAGCUUUGCAUUCAAGCAGAUUAAACCUCUUCAGUGCCUUCGUAGGUAUGUUGCUUGUGCUGGUGGGGUUGGGGUGGUUUUUGGUUUUUGUUUUUAAAUUACGCGCACAGCUGAAGAAUCGGUUUGAUCCGUCUUUCCCCUAAUCCUGUGCUCGUUAGACGAUCCAAUUCAGCAAUUGCAUCCUCUAACCAGAUCAUACAGAGGAGUCUGCUGUAGGUAGGGAUGCUGCUGUGCGUAAGCAUUGCUUUAGGUUUGGACUCCAAAGCAGAACAGACUAGUUUGCAUGUUCAGGCUUGCUGAUGGCAUUCCAAGAAAACAUAAGUAAAUAAGCAGCUUAGACUGAUUGCUCUUUACAGCUGUAGUGACCUGGGUUUUUUAAUUAAAAAAAAAAAAAAAAGAAAAAAAUGAUGUGACAUUUUUUUCACUACAACCCUCUGCUCUUCCUGUCUAUAACAAACAUUUAUUUUACUUUUCAUUUUUCUGUUUAAUAUAUACCAUAUCCCUCAAGAGGGGACUCUUUUAAAGUAUCUGAAAGUAAUAGAGGAAUAAAUCCUGCUGGCAGAUUUAAUGCUUAACUAAAACCAAAAAAAGACUUAAUCCCAGCAUAACCAGUGUACGCAGUAAAACACCAGCCUCUGCUUCUACAGUUUCUGGCCAGGUAGUUUUCCAGCACUCUUUCACUUAUUAAAUAAUUCUUUAGAUGCCUUCCUUUUAAAUAUAUUACUAACCGUAACGUAAAGAUGAAUGUCAGCUAAUUAAGGAUGCUAAUUGCCAGAGCAUAUGUAGCAUGUGAACUCAGCCCUGGCUGAGGGAUCCCGGGGUGGCUGUGAUCCACAAAUGCUUGUUCCUGUCCAGCCUUCGGACGCCGCUCCGGCAAGCGCCUGCCGGGCAGGCGCCUGCCUGCUGCAGGACCUGCGCCGAGCGCACCGAAGUCCUUUCACCCUUCGUGAGGAUGCUUCAGGUGUGCUGCUGGGUGGCCUGUGCUUGAGGAGCACUCUGUGCUUUUCCCCUAAAUCAGGUGUUAAGGAAGGUGGUGAGGAAGACGGCUCAUCUGGAAUGUUGUUAUUUCAUGCAUCUGCUUCUACUGAGGAACUGCUGAUGCUAUUUUAUUAAGCAUAAAUCUUUUAAAUAACUUACGUGGCUUUAUGUAAUUCCUGACAUGAAGCUGUAUUCAGAAUGUUGGGGAAGUAUAAAAAUGGUUUUGAGAGUAAGUUCAGUUUGUAAGUAGGCUCAUGUUUUCCAAAGAAAGCAUCUAAAUGUCAAUGGCAGAGUUUCCAGGUAUAAAGUGCAUCUGCAUGCACAUAAGUAAUGAGCCUUUUGCACUUGCAAACCAGCUAAUGACAGUUCUGAUUACCUCAUUUUGCAUGUGCAGCCAGAAAUUCCCAUUUUUAGUAUAAAUUAGGCAUUUGUCCUUGACACUCAAUUCUGGGUUUGUUUUUUUUUGCACAGUGUUCCUAUGCGUCAUUCCAUUCCUGUCAGUCAAGUUUUAUAUCUGAGAACAAAUUGUGUUGUAUCUUUGUAAGUAUUGCUUGUCGAUUCAGGCACACGCUCUAUUUAAAUUACACUGUGCUAUAAAGAAAGGGUAUUUCUUUUGCUCUUUCUAAAGUGCUUUAUCUUUUGAAACUUCAGUUCCUCUGUGCUUUAUUCAUGUGUACGCUGAGCUGCUGACAUGGUUUUUAGAGGUUGUUUUCAAGGAGAAGCUGAAUUAGGAUGCCAAAUGCCUUGUGUGUUGCGUUUUUUUCUGUGACUCCUCACAUUUUAAACAGGAACAUGGAAAGAAUUUUGGGAGAACUUAAAAAAAAAAAAAAAAAUCUGUCCUUUAUGAAACAAAGUAAUUCUAGUAUGCGUUACAAAAUGAAAAAAGUACUGGAAACAAAGGGAGGUCCCGUAGUACUCCGGAAACUUUUGGACACCUAAGCGUUUUUAU